AUGCCGCAGCAGAACGGCGGUUGGUCGGUGGAAGCGCAGCGGGGGACGACGAAGCAGCCGGCGGCGGCGCGGCGGGGGCGGCACGGCGCGGUGCUGGUGCUGGUGCUGGUGCUGCUGCUCCGCGUGGGCGCGCUGUGCGCCUCCGCGGCCUCGGCCGCGCUCGCCGCCUCCUCCGCCACGCUCCGGCGCGCGCCGUUCCGGUUCCUGCUGGCGGCCGACGCCAUCGUGGCGGUGUACUCGGCGUUCGAGGCCGCCGCCGCCGCGUGGGAGGUGGCCAGGGGCGCCACGCUGCUCCCGGAGGCCAUGCAGCUCUGGUUCGACUUCGCCCACGACCAGGGCUUCGGCUACAUGGCGCUGGCGGCGGCGGCCACGGCGGCGCGUGACGCGGCGGGGUGCGGCGGAGGGCGGGACGAAGGGUGGACGACGAGCGGGGGCAGCGGGGCCGCCCUGGCAGCGGCGUGCGUGCGGGCCGACGUCGCGGUGGGGCUCGGCUUCGCGGGGUUCGCCUUCCUGGCUCUCGCCGCGCUCGUCACCGGCUUCCGCGUCGCCUGCUUCCUCGCCACCGGCUCCCGGUUCUCGCCGCCGCCGCCACCGGCCUCCUACUGA
Molecule: messenger RNA, 606 nt
Organism: Miscanthus lutarioriparius
Lineage: Eukaryota; Viridiplantae; Streptophyta; Magnoliopsida; Poales; Poaceae
Source: the annotation of a GenBank genome assembly